UAUACAGGUAAAUGAGCGUCACCAGUGCGAUGACAACUCCCAGAAGGUAUUGUCCACAGGUAGAGAUGCACAUGCAAAUGACUGACGCGAACUAAAAGGCUUUAUGGCCCAAGGACCGCAAUUACUACGCUGCAAAGUCUUUAUUGCGUGUGGACAAUAUUAACUAAACCGGAGUCCGAGUCCAGAUGGACCAGUUAUCGAUCCGAUCAGGAGCUGUCAGUAAUGACAACACGGACGAGACGACCUCCGUCGUGGACGAAAGGUGGAGCGACGAUGCAGACGAGAGCUCUGAUUCACAAGGACAAUGUCUUGCGAGCCCCCAGACCCCUAUGCCAACCUACAAACAAAGGUUUGAGGAGUUUAAAAAGAUUUUCAAGGAGCUACCAGAGACAGAGACACUCAUUGUAGACUACCCGUGUGCUCUCCAGCGGGACAUCUUCCUCCAGGGCCGCCUGUAUCUCUCAGAAACCUACCUUUGUUUCUACAGCAAUGUCUUUCGAGGCACAAAGAUUACGCUGAUUCUGAAAGACAUAAUGACAAUGACAAGAGAGAAAACAGCUCGACUGAUUCCCAAUGCAAUACAGGUUUGCACAAGCACAGAAAAGUUCUUCUUCACAUCCUUCUCAGCCAGGGAAAAAAGCUAUUUGGGAGUUUUCAGGUUGUGGCAAAAUGCAUUAAUGGACAAGACAUUGACAAGCUUGGAGUUGUGGCAGAUGGUUAAACAGCACUAUGGGUAUGACCUGGGUAUGAGCCAUGAGGAGAUGGAGAGUUUACAGUUAUCGGCAGAAUCAAGCAUGCAGACCAGUUUGACUUCAAGGUCUGGUGGAGAUGACGGCCUUAGUCGUUUAGAGCGCACUCCUUCUCUUCGGCUUCCUGGGAUUGAACAAGGGCCACUAGAGGCAUCAACACCACAAGCAGAGGAACAGCCUUCUCCUGCAGGAUCUCAAACCUCCAACUCUCUUAAUGUGGACGACAUUCGCAACACCCCAUCUCAGAACCGUAGGCCUGUGCCAUUGCUGGACCGUGGUGCCCCUGAACGUGUUUCCAAACGCUCUUCUCUUUCUCUCGACCUCAAUGCAAAUGAGAAUGGCAUUUCUGAGCAGAGUGGUUCCGAGAGUGUUGAAGAAGUGGAGGACAGAAUGGGAUUGUCACAGGUGGCUGGCCGUCUUUAUCUGAACAAGGUUUUCCACAUCAGUGCCAACAAAAUGUUUGAAAUGCUCUUCACAGAUUCCAGCUUCAUCCGCAGGUUUAUGGAUGUCAGGAAGAUAACAAACCCCAGCUUUAACCCCUGGCAAAUGGACGCAUCAGGAAACAAGAAAAGAAGUUUAAAUUACACCAUAACCAUCAGUAACCCACUCAUUGGGAAGUUCUCCACCGCCACAGAAAACCAGACACUGUACAAAGAGUCCAGAGAGGGCCAGUAUUAUCUAGUGGACUCUGAAGUUUACACUCACGAUGUUCCAUAUCAUGAUUAUUUCUACACCCAAAACCGCUACUACAUCAUCAGCAACUCCAAAAGGAAAUGUCGACUUAGGGUUUACACUGAUGUCAAAUAUAAAAAGCAGCCAUGGGGUUUGAUCAAGUCCUUUAUCACUAAAAACUCCUGGAGCGGCAUUGAAGAUUAUUUCCGACAGCUUGAAGCAGAGUUGCUUGAGGAGGAAGCAGAGCUCAACCAGGGAAGUGGAGAUGCAGGAAAGGGUGGACUGCGCAGGAGGCGGCGAACAUACAGUCGGUCGAAUUCAGAGCACCUUAAACCCAGCAACCAGUAUGGGCAAAAUGCAGAGCCAUGCAGGGAUGGCAUCAUAGGCCCUAUAGAAACAAUACGUCCCCAAAGAUGGAACGUCAACACAAUAAUUGUUGCCAUGAGCCUGAUUUUGCUAAUUUUGACAUUGCUGAAUCUGGGCUUGUUUUUUAAGCUCUGGGCAAUGGAGGAUAUUGCCCAUCGAAUGUAUCUGAGCACAAAGCACAGACUGAGGGAGAGAGGCCAGUCCAGCAUGGCACAUGAAUUUGGUGCUCCACAAGGACCUGGAUCUCCAAUCGGGGACCACCUUCACAUAUUAAAGUCUGUACUUCAGGAUUCAAUCAACCUACUUGAACAGCUGCGUAAAUCCUUGAUGUUGCUGCAGCAGAGUUUUGCUUCAGAUAACCAAACGGCAACGGUGAAAUGAAUGGACCACGCCUAGUGACCAAAGCACAUGCUUUGUGAAAGAAAAGCCAUUGUGGUGGAGUACCUGUGAGGAGACCUGGUAUCCAGUGUCAUUGUCAUGUGACUGUCCCCAGACAAUGCCUUGUGUUACCAGGACGGGCAUGUCUCGAACUCUCUGCGGAGCAUCAGGUGUUUUUAAGGCGUCAGAGGGUUGUACAGCCAGUGGCGUAGGGUUUCUGAAGGCUGCUAAUAUCAGCCAUUAGGCCAGUUGUGUUUAUUAUCUGUGGCACUGACUGGAUAUUUUUACACCUCAUGUUCUUUUGUUUUUGAGAUUGUAAAUGUAUAUUUUAAAACUUUACGAGGCAUCCCUAAAAUGUAGUAAACUGGUAUUGCUUUUGUGAAUGAUGGCAACUUUGCACAUUAGAUUUUUUUUUUUAAAUGUUUAACAUCUUUUAUAACACUCAAUGUUGAUAUGUGGGGGGAGGGGGGUCUCUACAUUUUAUGUGGCAUAAAUAAAUUAUUGUCUUAAUGUUUUUAAUACCAUGAAAAUGUGCUUUUAUGUCUUGUUUAGCUGCCAAAAAGCUUGGGAAAUGUUAAAUUAAUGGGAAAAACACUACAUUUUCCAAAUGUAUUUUGUCACUUAAUAUUGAAGACCAUGUUUACUAUAUUAGCACAAUGAUGAAUUAAAGUUUGAUAUAGUGGGUUACUGGC
Messenger RNA from Periophthalmus magnuspinnatus, 2857 nucleotides. It is a transcript of the gene gramd1c, whose product is annotated as GRAM domain containing 1c. The coding region runs from base 186 to 2168 and encodes 660 amino acids. Lineage: Eukaryota; Metazoa; Chordata; Actinopteri; Gobiiformes; Gobiidae. Gene Ontology annotation, biological process: intracellular sterol transport. The transcript is spliced from 18 exons. Gene Ontology annotation, molecular function: sterol transfer activity; sterol binding. The record is from RefSeq and is a predicted model, not a curated record. Gene Ontology annotation, cellular component: endoplasmic reticulum-plasma membrane contact site; endoplasmic reticulum membrane; plasma membrane.